This is a messenger RNA of Linnemannia hyalina, 7149 nucleotides long. Lineage: Eukaryota; Fungi; Mortierellomycota; Mortierellomycetes; Mortierellales; Mortierellaceae. The record is from the annotation of a GenBank genome assembly.
AUGUCGUCCUCCACAAAAACCAAGGGAUCCAUGUUGAGGUCGUUGUUGGCAAUGACAGGCAUCGCCGGAGUCGCAAUCAUCGCGACCUCUUUCAUGCCUGCCGCCACCGCCAACGUGACCUUCGGAUCUGCUGACACCCCCGGCUCCAUCAUCUUCGGUGGACUCGGCUCCAUGGUGCCUAAACCCAAGAACCCUGCCGCCCAGUACCUCGUCCCAGGCAUGGUGAACAUCACCAACGUCGGAGUCUUCAUCAACUCCUCUACCACAGUCACCGUCCAUGCCGGCGCUCACCUCAAGAACCCCCUCGGUAACCUGCCCAUGAACUUGGGCAACGUCGGCCUCACCGUCACCUUGGACGGACACAGUAUCGCCAACAUCACCACUUCCAACCUGACCCUGCCCGGUGGCACUGCCCCUGUCGAUGUCACUGCUACGAUCCAAGUUGCCGACGGAAGUGCCAACCCUGCCGUCCAGGCCUCCAUCAACAACCUCGUCUCCACCCUCGUUGGUGGCAACACCCCCAGCGGACCUGCCCCCACCAUCACCGUUUCUGACCUGUCUAUCGGCGGAAACAAACUUGGAACAGCCCCUAUCUCUCUCACCGUUCAGCCCAUCGGCAGCAACGAGCCCAUCAAGCCUGUUGAUGUCUCCACUCCUGCUGCCCCACCAGUUGUCGGUCUCGGUGAGAUUAUUAACCCCAACAUCACCUUGGCGUGGCCUACUCUGAACAAGGUCGUUAUUAAGGCUGUCUCUGGUGCUCAAUUGACUGCCGGUGUUGGCUUUGCCUGGAACAACCCCUUGAACCUUGACCUCGAAAUCCCUUACAUCUCGAUCGAUCUUGGUCUCAACGGCACCCGCAUUGCUACAGUCGGUGUCCACGCCAUCCACUUGGCCCCUGGUCUCAUGACCGCCGAACCUUUGGUCGAUCUCAAGUUCAACAACGAUCCCAAGGCUUCCGUCCAGCUUUCCGCCUUUGUCCAUGACUUCCUCGCUGGUGAGCUGCACCAGAUCCUCAACAUUGGUAACUUGUCCUUCGGUAACGGCGACAACAGCUCUGCAACUGGCACUCUUCUUAACACCUUGUUCAGCGGAGUCACUAUCGAUCUUCCUUUGAUGGGCGUUAAUACUGUUGCUAUCCAGGAGCUGGUCUUGGGACUUGUCAAGCCCUAUCUUCCCUUCCCCAUUGACAUCAGCAAACUCGGUGGCGCCACCGGUCCUUCAUUGUUGCAGUACAUCCAGAGUCUUGCCAUCUCUACCGCUCCCGGACACACCCUCUUGAUCCAGCCCAAGAUCCAGAUCCCCUUUCCCUUCUUGUUAGACCUGAGUAUCCCUUACCUCGCCUUAGACAUCAACCUCAACAGCAACCUGCUCGGUCAGCUCUUCCUCACCAACCUGGUCGGUUCUGGUCAGGGUCAGGUCUCUGUGUCGGUUGGCAUUGGGCUUGUCUUCAGAGAGCCUGCUCCCUCGAUCCCUGCUUCUGUCGCACAGCUCGUUAACGGAAUCACGACUGGUUCUCCCAUUAACAUUACCGCUGGUGUCGGCAACUUGGCUAUCGGUGUCUCCCCCACGGAUGCUAUCAACACCUUGAACGGACUGAAUAUUGCAGUUCCUGUCUCCAGCGUUAUCACCGGCUCACUCAACACCGGUAAUCUGCUCCAGACCAUCAUUGCUCAGACCAAUGUCACUGCUGCCCAGAACGCCGUGAGCGUCAAGGUCGGAACGUUGGCCGAGUUGACUAUCCAUGGCGCCAGUAUCGCUGUCCUCCCCAACAACCUUGUCACUGCUGCCGUCAACCUCGAGGUUUUCUUGGGACUCCCUGUUGUUGCCAACAUUGGUUACUUUGGCAUCCAGGUUCAGUUGGAUGGCGCCCAGUUGGCAGGACUGGAAAUGAACACAGGUCUCAACUAUGCUGGUGGCCGUGUUCAGAUGGAUGCUGGUAUUACUCUCAAUGUCGGCACUGGUCCCACUAUCAGCACCAAGGUCGCUACCCUUGUCAACGCCAUUAUUGCCAAGCAGGCUGUCACCAGCAGCAUUGGUAUCUCUGGUAUUGUCAUUGGUAACAGCCCCACCGACCUGAUCAACGCUCUCUCUGGCAUUUCUGUCCAGCUGCCCCUCGAUGGAUUGAUCGGCGGAGUUGCCCUCCCAACACUCCCUGCCAAUUUCCUCAACAGCACCCUUGCCCAGCUCGGUCUCAACCUUGCCGAUUUCUCUUUGGCCACCAUCCCCGGCGCUGGUCUCCGUGUCGGUGCCAGAGCCACCUUCUCCAACCCCAUCCCAAUCUCUGUCUCUGUCCCUUACAUUGGAAUUAGCGGUGGUCUUGACAACAUCGACUUUGCCACUGUCGGUGUCAACAACUUGGCUCUCAUUCCUGGCGCCAACUCUCUCCAGGCUGGUAUCGAUCUCAACUUCAAUAACGCUGCCAAUGCUCAGACCAAGAUCGCUACUUUCCUUGGCGAGCUCCUUGGUGGUCAGCUCGGCGCUACCCCCGAGUUGUUGACUGUCCACAACUUGCGUCUUGGUGCAUCGCCUACUGACUACUUUGACUUGUUAUCCCAGAUUAACAUCGCAGUCCCCUCCAAAGACAUCAUAAACAAGGCCAACAUCGACCUUGCCACCAGCAAACUCGGCAAUAUCAACAUUACCCAGAUCACCAAUAACUUGCUCAGCACCUUGCAGAUUGGCGACAUCUCUGCCGACUUGACCAAGGCCCCCGUCUUGAACUUGGGCGCAUCCGUUUCUGUCAGCAACAUCUCGCUCGCUGCUGCUGUUAACAUUGGCUAUUUUGGAAUCGAUCUAGCCUUGGAUGCCCACAGCUUGGCCCGCAUCGAAGUUCCCUCGAUCACCCUCACCAGCGCCAACAACAAGUUGACGCUUGCCAUCCAGGCUGCAGUCACCCUACAGGACACCCCCGAGAUCCAGACCGAUAUUGCAAACCUGUUCAACUACUUCAUGGCCAACACCACUGCCUCGCCUGUCACCAAUCUGGUCAUCUCGCGUCCUCUUCUUGGAGUGUCUGCCUCUGACAACAUCCAGACGUUUGCGUUGAUCAAGUACCCUCUUGCCGUGUCGUCUCUGUUGCUCCAGGCCAAGGGUAUUGUCAACAAUUUGCUUGCUGGUGCUGGUGGACUGAACCUCAAUAGCUUGGCCUUGUCCGGAUUGGUCCUCGAUUUGAACAGCCCCUCGGUCAUUGGUAUCCAGGGAGGCAUCCAGGUCAAGAACAUCACCUUGCCUGCCAACAUCAACAUCAAAUACGUCGGAGUUUCGAUUGGCUUGGAUGACACUCCCUUGGCUAGCUUGACCAUCCCUCAGCUGGAUCUUACCUCUGCCAACAACUCGUUGUCGAUCAACUUUCAGGCCCUUGUUGAUGUCAAGCAAACUCCUGAGGCCAGCGGACAGGUCGCCAAGCUUAUCGGAUCGUUGUUGAACCCCGGCCUGGUCACUCCUCCUACUGACUUGGUCAUCUCCCAGCCCGUCUUUGGUGGCGAUGCCAACCACUUGUUCCACAUCCUAUCGCAGAUCAAGGUCGGCGUCCCCCUGGCUCCUUACCUCCAACAGAUCGGUGGCUUGUUGAACGGCGCUGUUGCCGGAGGUAGCAACCUGUUGGCUGGUCUCGACAUUGGAUCGCUUGUUGUCGAUCUCAACUCUCCCCAGGUCAUUGGAAUCGACGCCGCCAUCUCACUCAAGAACAUCACCAUCCCUGCCGAGAUCAAGCUAAACUAUGUCGGAGUUAACGUCGCUGUCAACACCAUCGGUCUUGCCCAGAUCUCGAUCCCUACCUUCACCCUCAAGCCUGCCGACGGUGCCUUGGCCAUCACUGCCCGCGUCAACGUUGCUUUGUUGUCCAGCCCUGAGUUGACCGGCGCCAUCACCAGUUUGGUCACCGGUGUCAUCAACAACCAAACCACCCCUGCCACCAACAUUGUCAUCUCUGGGACCGUCUUUGGUGGAUCGUCGACCAACGUCUUCACCAUCCUCCAGAGCGUUGCCAUCCCUAUUAACGUUGCUCCAUACAUCAACCAGAUCCCUGCUCUCUUGGCUGGCUCUGGCGACCUUUUGAACCGUGUUGCUAUCGGUGCUCUUGUUGUCGACCUUAACUCUCCUCAGGUCAUUGGUGUCUCGACCUCGGUCUCGCUCAAAAACUUUACUCUCCCUGCCCAGAUCAAGUUGAACUAUCUUGGUGCCGAUGUUGCCAUCAACCAAGUUCCCUUGGUCAAGCUUGCUCUCCCCUCGUUCAGCAUGACCCCCAACAACGGAAACUUGGACAUUGCUGUUACUUUGAGCCUUGCCCUGCAGCAGAGCGAUGCUUUGACCCAGACCAUCAACGGCCUUGUCCAGGCUGUCUUGGCUGGCCAGGCCAUCCCCAACACCAAGCUCGUCAUCUCUGGAGCUAUCUUUGGUGCUUCCCCCACCAACGUCUUCACCUUCCUCCAGGGCGUGACCAUUCCUAUUGAUGCCACUGCCAUCUUGAACAAGGUCAUUGGUUCACUGGGAUCUGCCACUGGUACUUCGCUGUUGAGCGGUGUUGUUAUCAGCGACUUGGUUGUCGACUUGAACUCGCCUCAGGUCAUUGGCAUUGAUGCCUCGGUCCUCGUCAAGAAUAUCACCCUCCCUGCCCAGAUCAACCUUAACUACGUCGGUGCCAACAUUGCCAUCAACGCCAUCCCCUUGGCCCAGGUUGGCAUCCCCACCUUCAGCUUGGCUCCUCAGGGCGCUGACCUCGCCUUAAAGGUCCAUGUCGAUGUUUCUUUGUUGUCUAGCCCCGAGUUGAGCAAAGCCCUUUCUGGAUUAAUCGGCGGUGUCCUUGGAAACCAGACCCUCCCCCAGACCAACAUCAUCCUUUCCAACGCCGUCUUUGGUCAGUCAGCCACCAACGUCUUCACGUUCCUCCAGGGAGUUGUCAUCCCCGUCAACAUCUCACCUUACAUCUCCCAGAUUGGCGGUGCAGUCGGUGGAGCUGGCUCGCUCUUGAACGGUCUUGGACUCUCUGGCUUGGCCAUCAAUCUAAACCAGGCCCCUAUCAUUGGUAUCGAUGUCAACGUUGCAGUUCGCAACCUGACCCUCCCUGCCAAGCUCAACCUCGGCUACCUCGGACUCGAUAUUGGCAUCAACAACAUCCCUUUGGUCAAGGUCGGUCUGCCUAAGCUUGUCCUGGGCCAGAGCGGAAGCGAUUUUACCGUCAGCACCCACAUCGACGCCACUCUCCAGGAGACUGACGCCUCCAAGACCCUUGUUGCAGGUCUUGUCAACGGCAUCGUCGCCGGUCAGGCUCCUCAGGGUACUAUCUUGAUCUCGGGUAUCACCUUUGGAGCCAGCGCCAACAACGCCUUCACCUUCCUCCAGUAUGUUCAAAUCCUCAUUCCAAUUUCUAAGGUCCUGUCGCUCGUCCCUGCCACCCCCGGUACCAACGCCACCUCGAUCCUCAGCAAGUUGGAUCUUCAGAAGGCGGACAUCAACAUGAAGAACCCUCCCAGCAUUGGUGCCGAUAUUGCCAUUGCCCUUCUCGGAUACCAGUUCGAUGCUCAGUUGUUGCUAAGCUAUGUCAGCAUCAGCGCUUUCUUGGACACCACCCCCUUGGCUACCAUUACUGUUCCCGGUAUCCAGCUGUCGUCUGGCAACAACCAAGUCGCCUUGAGCGUUCACUCGUUGGUCAACUUGGCUAGUGGUGGUGAUAUCCAGACUAAAGUCGCUGCUAUUGUCAACCAGGUGCUGGGUAACGGCGGUGCUCAGAACGCCAACUUGGUCAUCUCCAACAUUGCCUUUGGCGGUAGCGCCUCCAGCACCUUCCACAUUUUGGACAAGGUUCAGGUCUCGGUCCCCAUUGGCCCUUACAUCCAGCAGUUGACCGGUCUUGUCGGCGGCAUUGUUGGUGGCAACACCACAGCCCCUGCUGGUGCCUCCCUCAGUGUCACUCAGUUGGAUAUCAGCGCCACUGGCCCCAACGACUUGUCUGUUGCUGUCGGUGCUGCUAUUGGUGGUCUUGGAUCCAAGAUCUCGGUCGAGAUGCCUUACAUCGGUCUCCAGGUCGCUGCCAACGGCAACGGACUCGUCUACCCCACGAUCAACAACUUGCAAUUGGCCGACGGCAAGGUUUCGCUGACCUUGGCUCUCCCCUUCCAACCCGCCGCCAAGAGCAUCAUUGCCUCACUCUCGACCCCCGUCUCGCAGCUGAUGUUCUCGACUGUCAGCGCUGUCCCUGGUACGAUUGUUGCCAACAACAUCAAAUUUGGAGCCUCUUCCAGCCAGUCGUUCGACAUUGCCUCGAAAGUUGCAGUCAACAUUGAGCUCAAUUCUGUCUUCCAGAAGGCUCAAGCCUACAUUAAUGCCCACAACCCACUCCACGUGAACGAUAUGAACACGAUCUUGACUACCACGGGUAUCCUGGCCACGAUUGCUGUGCCUGGUAUCCCCCUCGGUAGCUUGCCCCUCAAGAUGAAUUUCCCCAUCACCCUCUCGGGAUACUACAAGAACGUUGCCUUCCUUGGCAUCCAGGCCACCUCGAUGGCUUUGACUUCUUCUCCUUGGGCCCUUGGUACCACCAUCAAUGUCAUCCAGCCUGCUUUCAGUACCGCCAUGAACUCAAUCCUCCCCAACGUCCUCGAGUGGAAGAACGCCGUUCAGGAUGUGACCCUCGGUGGUGUCACCCUUGGCUCCUUUACCGCCCUCCAAGGUCUCCAGAUUACGCCCCCUGUCAUUACCCUCUGGUCGCCUAUUACAGUCCCCUUGAAUCAACUCAAGUUGCACAUUUCUCCUUUGGGCAUGGACUUUGCUGCCUCUUUCGUCAACCGCGGCCCCAUGCGCGUCGACGUGGGCUCGAUCGACAUCAUGAUCAAGCAAGGCCCCAGCACUGACGUCAUCGAAAUCCAGAACCUCGGCGGACCUAUCCACCUCAACAACGUCAACCAAAACGGCGGCAACAACCUCCUGGCCCUCAAUGCCUCGCUCAAAUUCAACUUCUUGCAGUUCUUUACAAUCAUCACGGCUCUUCUGAACCCUAAGGACAACUUCCAGUUUGUGUUCUCGCUGAAGACUGCCUCGGGUCAACCUAUGCCCUGGUUGCAGGAUGCCUUGAACGGCGUGCCAGAUGCGCUGUUUGCCAACCUCUUGCCCAUCCUUGCCAAGGCCCUCCAGAACAUCAACUUUGGGUUUUAA